AUGAAUGACGGAGUAGAUAGCACAAGUCAUUUGGCUGACGGCAAAGAAUCUCGAUCUAGUAUUGGCAUACAAGACAAGCAUGAACUGGACAUCGAAGAAGACACUGAAAGCAGUAGCAAAGAGGAAGAAAAGCCCAAGCUUCCGUCCGUGCCAUUUUUCCAGCUCUUCAAGUUCGCCGACAAAUAUGAUAUGGCUAUGAUCUCUGUGGCAAUCAUAAGCUCGUGCAUCCAUGGUGCAAUGAUGGCUUUGUUUGCUACAGUCUUCGGCGAUAUCUUCGACAGUUACGAUC
This is a messenger RNA of Sphaeroforma arctica JP610, 289 nucleotides long. RefSeq lists its product as hypothetical. The record is from RefSeq and is a predicted model, not a curated record. Gene Ontology annotation, cellular component: membrane. The transcript has 3 exons. The annotation marks the transcript as partial. Lineage: Eukaryota; Ichthyosporea; Ichthyophonida. Gene Ontology annotation, molecular function: ATP binding.